Trifolium pratense (red clover) is the source of this 1360-nucleotide messenger RNA. RefSeq names its product biotin carboxyl carrier protein of acetyl-CoA carboxylase-like. The transcript has 9 exons. Lineage: Eukaryota; Viridiplantae; Streptophyta; Magnoliopsida; Fabales; Fabaceae. The record is from RefSeq and is a predicted model, not a curated record. The coding region runs from base 196 to 1029 and encodes 277 amino acids.
AGUAGUUACAACCAAGCGUACGUUAGCAGUUAAACCUUGUAUAUGGUAACGGAGAAAGUGAUGAGAAUGGCGGAAAUCUCAAUGAAAAGCUUCAAUUAAUUCACCCUCCAACCUCUUCACUCUCAUUUCCGCUAACUAAUCUCUCUUUCCUCUUCCAAUUCCAUUAUCUGCACUCUCUUUAGCGUUCUCUCUCCCAUGGAUUCCACCGCUGCCAUUCGAUCCUUUCACUAUCCCAUAGGCACUAUAUCCCAUGUGCGAUCCUCGAUUGUUAAGGCAGCUGUAGUUCCCUGUCAGAAAGUCAGAUGGAACUCUAAUAUCAGGGGGAAGAAAACACUGGUUUCAUGUGCAAAAACAGUUGAAGCUAUCAAUGCAACAAAGUCUGAUGCUUCUUCGGACAGCACUCCACAAAACUCAUUAGACAAAAAGCCAUUGCAAACUGCUACUUUUCCUAAUGGAUUUGAGGCUUUGGUAUUAGAGGUCUGUGACGAGACUGAAAUUGCUGAACUGAAAUUAAAGGUUGGUGAGUUUGAGAUGCAUCUUAAGCGAAACAUUGGAGCAAACACUGGAGCAUCAAAAGUUCCAUUGUCUAACAUUUCACCAACUACACCACCACCUAUUCCAAGUAAACCAAUCUACGAAUCAGCACCGGAUACCCCAGAGCCAUUGCCACCGAUAUCAUCUCCAGAAAAAACCAACCCAUUUGCAAAUGUUUCAUCACAAAAGUCAUCAAAGUUGACAGCAUUGGAGGCUUCUGGUGCCAAUACAUAUGUGUUAAUAAAAUCUCCUACGGUCGGUUUAUUCCGAAGAGGUAGAACAGUGAAAGGGAAGAGGCUUCCUCCUAUCUGUAAAGAGGGUGAUGUAAUCAAAGAAGGGCAAGUGAUAGGGUAUAUAGAUCAGUUUGCCGCUGGACUUCCCAUUAAGUCAGAUGUAGCUGGAGAAGUGUUAAAGCUACUCGUUGAGGAUGGAGAUCCUGUUGGUUAUGGAGAUCCUCUUAUUGCUGUCUUGCCAUCUUUCCAUGACAUUAAGUAAUCCAGCAUUUUCGUGCUAAUGAAGAUUUAACUAUGAGGCAUUUCUUUAUGAGGGUUAUUGGCAUAUUUUGGUACGUUUUGAAUAGAUUAAGAAAUAAUUGUUUGUGAUUACAUAUUGGGGAAACGGAUUCUUUUGUAGAAGAUUGUACUUUGUAUACCAAUUGCUGAAGUUGUAUUCUUUUUUUCUUUUUGGUCGAAAGAGAUAACCUUAUUAUGUAUCUUUAGUGAAUGUAUGCAAACCAAAACGCCUUGCACACUAUGAACCAAUCAUUGUAUCUGGAGUUUGAUUGCUUGAUUGCUUUUUUCUCUCUAAAAAAAGGGCGUAGAACUUA